GCACUGCUGUAAGCUGGCGUGUUCUUUCAUUCAAAAACCCAACUUUGCCGGUGCUAAAUAAAUUUCAAAACUUGAAUGAUGCUUGCAAAACCGGAACCGAUACAGUUUGGAAACAUCCCAGCCGUCUUUUUGAUUACUGCAGCAGCAUUUUUUGUUAUGGUGUUUUUCAUUUGUGCAGCAGUUUGCUACAUAGAUAGACGAAUUGUAAAAGAAGAAGAGAGAAGAAGAUCGGAAAUGACGGAAAGUAGGUACAGUAGAAGCAGAUCACAAUAUAGCGAAAGCGACAUUGAAAGUGGAUAGAGCCAAUCCAGAAACUUUUACGAUAUUGC
Messenger RNA from Cylicocyclus nassatus, 329 nucleotides. The record is from the annotation of a GenBank genome assembly. NCBI's taxonomy places the organism in Eukaryota, Metazoa, Nematoda, Chromadorea, Rhabditida, Strongylidae.